UAUGAUGUCACUUCCGAUAAGGGGAUGUUGUUAUUUUCUCCCUUUGUAAGCUAAAUUAGCAUUUUCCUCAUUUGUGCUCUUACAUGUUGAUGUUUUCAUUCCCGUAACGACAAGCGAGAGUGAAGGUUCCCGCCGCUGAGAAGAAUAACAGACCAAACAGCCAUAUCAUGUCUGCAGAGCUGGACCUGUCCCCUCCAGAGGUCCCUGAGCCAACCUUUCUAGAGAGCCUACUGCGCUAUGGGCUGUUUCUGGGUGCCAUCUUCCAGCUCAUCUGCAUCCUGGCCAUCAUUUUCCCCACAUCCAAGGGACAUGAACAGGAGGAGACGGAGUCCACUGAUGGCAAGGCAACCGAACAGAUGAAGAAACCUAAAGGACCAGCACCUCAGAUUCGACAGAAACCAAAGAAAGAAAGCAAAAAGAAGCGAUAGAUAGCACUGUGUGUGGGUAUUUGUGCAUUGUUACCUGCUUGUGUGAAAGUGUAUAUGUAUAGUCAUCAGUGAAUCAACAUUGGCAAUUACCAGUGCAGUUGUCACUACAAGUAUAUGAAACACUAAUGUCAUAUUACAACAAUAACAAAUGAUGUGCAUUUAAUUUGAGACACUUCAUAAUGCCCUUCAACUGUGUGUCUUACUCACAUUCAACAUAGUAUUACAAAGAGCAAAUAAUCAUGGCGUUGCUGACUGUUUAUGCAGCUACGUAUUUUAUUGGGCGCAUUCGUUUUGCAUUUAUUUUCUUUUAUAAUUGAAUAUCAUUGAAUUGUAUUUGCAUUACAACAACAAAUAAACACAUUGAGUAGUCAUUCACCAUAGCUGUUCAUAUUAAUUGGUAAAUGGUUGGAUUAAAUGAGUCAGAAUGAGAUCAUAUUCUGUCCUUAUAUUUACUCCCUUUGGAUGGCAGAAUACAUCAUGACUUCCUUAUAAAGCUACAGUUUUGUGGUACAACUGCAGGCAAGAUUGCACUCACACAAACAGUGCGGACAGACGGGAAAGUACUGAAACACAAUUUUGUUUGGUGUAUUUGUGCUCUUUAUACGGAGUCUGAGCUAUCUGGGGUGAUUGAAAAACUGCAUUACCAAAAUGCAUAUUACUUAUCUGUAAUUACUGGUAUAUUUGAAAAAAAAUGGAAAUGUAUGUAUUUAUGUAAGUCAAGCCAAGACUGUAUCCAGAGGGGUAAUUAGUUUGUAUGUAAGCCGAUUAUUAAAAACUUAUAACAGCCAA
Molecule: messenger RNA, 1217 nt
Organism: Micropterus dolomieu (smallmouth bass)
Lineage: Eukaryota; Metazoa; Chordata; Actinopteri; Centrarchiformes; Centrarchidae
Gene: manbal
Product: mannosidase beta like
Exons: 3
Coding region: 168-428 (86 amino acids)
Cellular component (GO): membrane
Source: RefSeq, a predicted model, not a curated record